GCAGUCGCAGCCGCAGCCGGCAGCGGUGACCGCCGCCUCCGUCUCCCAGGACUCCACAGACGCCAGCGAGGAGUUCGUGCUGGCCGACGGGGGGCCCGACCACGUGCUGCUGCUGUCAGUCCCCCACCUGCCCCAGGGGGGCGCCGCCGACCUACACCUAGACGUCUCUACGGCUUCGGACGACACACCCGACGUUGUUCACCCGAACGUCACUCUACGACGGAAACCGGGCAACGUCGAGGACGACAAGUCCGAACUCAACGUGACGACCAUCAGCAUCGACGAAGACGCCUGCACCCGAGUCCCAGAUCAUACUUUGAUUUCCGAGUUGCGAGAUCCACAACUGUCCGUGGACGCGGACGACGGUCUGCGCCUAAGCGACAGUCCUACAAAAUGCGUGCAAAUGCUGACCAUCGUCAACGGCAAUGUUGACGACUCGGUCGAGCUCAUCUUCUCCGAGACGUCGGAUGACAAAACUGCAGUCGCGAUAGAAAGUGCGCUGCCCGUGAAUCGUACGGACUGGGCCGGAAAGGUGAGAGAUGGCCACGGACCGGAAACGCCGACCGGGGUUGCGGCCUCUGGAACUCGUGAGGCACUCGCGUCACAGCUACUUCUGGAAAUGGAAAGGCAAGAACACCCCACCUCGACCAACUGCGUCCAAGUCAUCAGCUGCGACAUUCAGCCGCCUGUAAAGGCCGAGAGAGGAAGCUCAGAGCCUGAAACUACAGACAACAAACUGCAGCUAGGUGCGGGUGAGGUGCUUAAGGAUGAGGAUCUGAAUGUGGCGACUUCUAGUGAGAAAUAUGCCAGCAGGGAAGAAGAGCCACUGUCCGACAACACUCUUGUUGCAAAGGAAAUGAGCGAGUUUAGUGAACAGCGGGUGGAGGAUGUAGUUGUUAAUCACGAAGACACGACUGCAGAAUACGAGAAGGCAAUAGUCGACAAUGUACAAUCGAAGGAUUUGCAGAUAUCCUCCACAAAACAGAACAUGGCCAAUGAACUACAUCCUGAGCUAUCGCCGAAAGAUGGUGGCUCUGAAACGGAGGCUACAGAACAGAAUCUAGAACCGGGUUCAACCAAUGGAGAUCCUGUGACAGCAGAGUACACCAGACGGGACACUGUGGAUUCUGCGAGCGAUGAAGCGACACUCAGCGAGGACGUGACAGUGACUGGCCACCUGACGGACACGGUUGUGCAGAAGCCCGUCCCACGUGCCAGGCGGAAGCCCCCUGUUGUGGACAACGUCAGGUCCACUUUGGACUUCCUGGCAAGUGAGGCAGCACACUCAGCGGCACUCAAUACAGGCCAACUGUCGGACAGCCUGGGGACCGAGACACAAGAGGGCGCGAUUCCAGGAGAGGGUGGAGUGCAGCUGGUGGACACGGACUCUGUGGCAUCGACGGAGGAUCCGAAGCAGCCAGAGGGAUUACUCGACGCUGCAGAAGGAGUGGCUGCAACUGGCCAAGAAGGACAGUUACUCGGAGACCAUGGCGAGCGAGCUUUGCAAGUUGAGGAAAUGGUGGGGUCUCACAUAGAGGGCGAAACUGCUUUGGCAGAAAGUCGAGAAUGUGGGGGCAGCCAUGGCACUGUCAGCGAAGAAUUGCUGGGAACAGAGUCUUCAGGUCAGCUCCUUCAGGCGGAUGAAGAGGAAAAGGAAGAAAAUUUUACAGGAACAAGUUUAUUACCGAAUGAUAGCCAGACUGAACCUCAAAUUGACACUUUCGAGCAGUAUAUUGAACAGACAGUGGAAACUAAGGCUAUGAUGGGAGACAAGCAGCUGCAGAACGAGACGGCAGCUUUCAUAGAACGGGAAAGAAGUGUAUUGCGGCCUGUAGAUGUUGCAGUAGAGGCGUCGGUCGAACAAGAGGAUAGGAAACUGCGAGAAGGGGUAGAUAGCGGGUUGGGUAAUGCUGAGAUGAAGGCAAUAGAGAGUCAAAAAGAGGCUGAAGACGUGCAGGAGCUGGCAGCAGUGGUAAAUGAUCGAGAGGUACAGCCAGAUGGGCAUCAGCUAGAGCAACACAAGUCACCGGCAGACAAUGACCAGGGGAUGGUGCAAGGGACACCAUCAGAUGAGAGGCAGUCGGAGGAGUACAAGGCACCGUCAGACGAGUUGAAGAAGAUUGGUACACUGUCUGAUCUUCAGCAGCUGGAUAUGGGGCCACAGUCAGAUGAGAGGCUGUCGAAAGAGCGUGGGAUAGAGGGAGAUAGGUGUCAGGUGGAUGAGCAAGACCAUUCCCAGUUGGAAGAUAGUGGGGUAUUACCGGAUCACGUGCAGUUGGAGAACCAUUUGACACCUUUAGAUCCAUGCCUGUUGGAGGAAGGUGCAAUGCCAGCAGAAGAGUGCCAAUCGGAAGAUCUUGAGACAUUAUCAGCUCAAUUGGAGGAUCUGGGGAUACCAACAGAUCAGCUGGAGGAGCAAAGGACACUGGGAGGCAAAGUCAGUGAAGAGGAACACGGAAUAACACCAGACAAAGAACAGUCGGAAGAGCGCGCUACACUGCCGGAGACGCCACAGUCGGAGGAUCUCGCAACACUACCGCGCCGGCGAUCGUCAAAGGAGCGAGGGACACCUUCAGACGAGGAUGAGUUGGAGGAGCAACGACAACUGUCGUCAAGCCAGCAGCAGUUGGAAGACCCUGGAACACCAGCAGAGGAGGCCGGGGUGGGGGAGCGCACAACGCCGGUGCCGGCAGAGCGGCGACAGGUGGAGGGCUGUGGCCCAGAGCCCGCCGCGAUGCACACAGACGAGUGGCGGCCGGCCCAGCAGUGGGAGGGCCACGUGACCGCCGCCCCCGCCGCCGCCGACGCCCCCCGCAGCCGCGCAGGCGGGCACGCGAUGGAGGCGGCGCCGGACGCGACCCGGCCGCCCCCAGCGUCUCCCGUGCCGCCCCCCAGCGCGUCGCGACUGCCCCCGGACGGCGACGAGUUCCCCGCCUCCUACACCGAUCCCCACCCCCACCAGCACCAGCCGCCCGCGCCUCCGGCUCUGCUCGACCACAAGAUGGACAGCAAACAACCGCAGCCGCCGCCGGUGCCCAGCAAGCCGUGGGCCGCGCCUGCCGCCCCCGCGCGGGACGCCGCUCCCGCGCAUGCGCAGCAGCCGGCUGCGGCGUCGCCGCUGCGGCGGCGCUUCAGCUCCGCGGCGGACCUGUCGGCGCCCUCCGCCUCCGCCGCCCCCGCCGCCUCCAUCGCCCUUGCCAGCCCGGCGGCCGGCCUCUACUCGCGCGUGGGCGGCAGCCAGCUGGACGUGCGCACGUCGCCGCUGGACCGCUCGCAGAGCUUCCUCGACCUGUCCGCCACCCCCGCAGCCAGCGCCGCCCCUGCCGCCGCCCCCGCCCCCGCAAGGGAGCGCUCUGCCGACGCGCAGCAGGCCACGGCCUCGCUUCCGCGGAGGACAUCCUUCAGCGGCACAGGCCUGCUGCACUCGCGGUCGCAGAGCCUGCUGGACGUGCGCGCGCACCGCAACAGCAUCGCGGGGGAUCCCCGCGUCGGCCAGAUGAUGGAGCGGCGGCAGCGCGGCCUGUCCAAGCUGCGGGGGCUCGUCAUCCCAGAGCGCGUGCCUGAGCUGCCGGUGCUGCUGCCGGAUCUGCCGGAGAUCAAGUCUGUACCUCCACCACCUGUCUCUACAAGGAGCUCAUGGUCUCCUUCUUCCUCAACUCCAACCAAGAGAACGACAGCAACAAACUGGACCCGGUCAGGUCUGUCCACGGCACCUCUGAACAGGCCAGCCAGCUGGCAGUCAGAAAAUGUGGCACCUUUAUCACAGAACCAUUUCAGUGCUCCAAAACCAUUAAGUGCUACAGGUGCAUCUCCAGUAACAAGCUGGAACCCAUCAACUGUGGCCACACGAGAGAAUUCUCGUCCAUCCUGGUCUUCAUCAGCAUCUGUUCCGAAGUAUUCACCUGCCUUCAAGCGAAAGAGCCUCUCUGUAAGCUCUUCACUCAGCUCGUCUCUGUCCUCGAGUCGCGAGGAGCUGCGGCCGUUGUUUGAGGCGACUCCUAACACCCGGCCACCACCGCUACCAUCCUCCAGACCACCACCACUUCAGCCACCUGCAGAACCAAAGUCAUUAGAAAGCAUCGCUUCAUCCCCCACACGCUCGGACAUCAGCUUUGACUUUAAAGUCGGCGCAGCUCGGAGCCCUUCUGCUGCACCGGAGGCAGAUGUACUUACCCCUCACAGCAAAGGUGGUGGAGGAGAUGAUUCUGAUGACUCAGCAGUCAGUUCGAGUCGCUCGAGCCAGUACUCCCCGCCAUCAUCGCCACUACGUAGAACACUCGCUUCUGGCACUGACCAGUCGAGCCCCACUGGGCGUGUGCUGAAGCCGAAGAGUGUGGAAGCCAUAAAUCGAAAAAAUGUUUUGUCGUCAGCUAGACACAGCAGUGGAAGAGACCUCAAGGCAGGCUCACCCCUGAUACAGCGAAAGAUGCCUGAAGACAUUGCCACAGAAGUAGACAGUGCUAUUGUUACGCCUAUUGAAGAUAAUAGUGCCAUACACACACAAGAGGAGAAAAUACAUCAGUAUAGCCAGAACACAGAAAAUGUAAGCGAGAAGGGUGGGGCAGAAAAUCUAGUAAAUAAGGGUGAAAAUAAUAAUGCCAAUUUGUAUGACAGACCAGAUGAUGAUGCUACAAUUGAGCAUCGACAUGUUGGAAAACAGGAAGUUGUUGAAGCUAACGUUAGAAGAAACAUUAAUAGUACACCAGUUAGCCAUUAUAAGACUGAAGAAAGGUUAUUCAGAGCACCAUAUUCCAAUUUUGACCAGAUGAACAGCACAUUGCAAGGAAAAGUUGAUGAUAGGAUUGCAAUGGUGCAUCACAGAACAGAUAAUAGUUCUACUACUGUCAUUCGGAGAAGCAUGGAGAUCCUCACUUCAGUUGGACCAAGUAAAUCAACUGGUGACAAACAAGCUCCACACUGGAGCACCUCCAGAGAGCGACAUACUGGUUCUGUUGGGGAUGCUAACAGCUCCUUUGCAGGUCAAAAAGAGGGAAAAAAUGAUGAAGUAAGAAGCAAUCUGGAAGCUCCUACUGACAGAUUUGAUACUAAGGAGAAAAAUAAUAGAUUGUCAACCAAUAAUAAUAAGUUUGAAGGUGAUGAAACUAGUAAACACCAAUUUGCAACUGCUCGAAGCAAGUUUGAAGACAGCUCAAUUGCUGGAAGGCCAACAUACCAGAAAUCUGAGGAGAGCAAAGUAUUUCCAAGGCAAAGGAAAAGUGAUGAAAAUAGUGCAGUCCUUCGGCGUCAAAAUGCCAUUGAAGACAACAUACUGGAGUUGAAUGGAAAUGACCCCAUCAUAGACAGCAAGUCUCCCCCCGUGGCAGCUCCACGCCGCUACGUGACUCAGUGGGAGGCUUCUUCCCCCAGCAACACGUCACCAUUAGAGAGCCCAUUAUCGCCUGUACCUCCUUCAGUUCCUCCUAAACCCACCUCCAAAUUGUCAAAUGGAAGUAAUGGAAGCAUCAUGAGGCAAGACUCAGGUCCUACACUCGUAAAGCACUUCAGAGGUUCCUCUCUGGACUCUACAGCCAGUGAUGACAACACUCUGCGAGAUAGUGUGCUCUACGGCAGUGUCUCCUCACUUUCUUCAGCUUCGAGCCUCAUAACACCACAGGAACUACAACAGCUGAUGAAUGAGGCAAAUCAGAGUCUUGAUGAAAGUGGCUUAUGCAGUCCAGUCACAUUAGAAGUAAUAGUUUUGCAUAGGGAUCCAGCUGGCGGGGGCGUCGGCAUUACACUGGCUGGUGGAGCAGACUAUGAAGCCAAGGAAAUAACUGUACAUAAAGUUUUGGCAGGCAGCCCUGCAGAUAGAGAUGGGCGUCUACAGAAAGGAGACCGCAUUCUUUCAAUUAAUGGUCACAGCAUGAAAGGUGUCACUCAUCAAGAGUCAUUGCGUAUAUUGAAGUCUCCCUCAGCAGAAGUUGUGCUAGUUGUGAUGAAGAAGGGAUCCGAAGGCGUAUCAAGUCCAUCAUAUGAGGAACCCUCAUUUGGCCGUAAAAUGGCUCCAUUUAGAGUACUUGAACAGUUGAAAGAGAAUAGUGUUGAAACAGUAGUUACAAGUGGUGUAUUGCUGGAUGGUAAUGAAGGUGGUCCCCCUGUGAAUCUGGUACUGUGCAAAGAUGGAGCAGGACUAGGUUUCAGUUUGGAUGGUGGCAGAGACUCACCACUUGGAGACAGACCAUUAACUGUGAAGAAAAUAUUCACAGGUGGAGCAGCUGAAAAGCAGGGGCAGCUGAAAGCGGGAGAUGAACUUCUGGCAGUGGCUGGCUCUGAUGUCACCAACAUGACUAGGAUUGAAGCCUGGACACUCAUGAAGAAGCUGCCAAGUGGUCCUGUCACUAUUUCUAUCAGGCCAAAAGCUGCAGUGUGACACUAAUUAGAAUGUAGGUUGUGCCAAAAGUGUGAACUUGGGAUUCCUAAAAUAAGACUGUGGAAAUGAUCACAACAUAACGUAUCAUCUGCUGCUUCACAAUGUUCAACGAGCAGCAGGUAGAAAAAAAUGAUUAAUGAAUGUGUAUCAACGUCAGAUGAUUCAGUGGUUUGCUAAAGUUUUACUGUAAGUGUUGUAUGUAAUAUAAGUGACAGUUAACUGUCACUGUAAAAUGCAGACAUUGAAAGAAACUUACAUUUCAUAGGGGAAUGUGUGCAAUGUGAUGUAUGCAUCAACAUAGUGUGUGUUUAUUUUAACUACAGUAUCUGAGUAUCAUACUACUAAAUCCUGUAACUUUGUACGAAGGAAUGGGAAAAUUUAUUUGGUGAAUUAAUCCAGCUAUGUCUUCCAGAUAGUGCUGUUAACCAUAGUAAAGAUGGUAGUGACAGUGAACUAUCAACCAAGUGUUUUGCACUUACUGACCUGGAAGGCAACUGCACAUAAAAUUGUUAUUGAUAAAUACAUAGAUAAAUAUAUAUUUUUAGGAGAAAUGUUACUGUUAGCAUGAAUAUUAUUCAUACUGUUAAUACAAUUGUGUUGUAUGUAAUAAUUUAUUGUUGUGUUAUUUCUUCAGAAUUUUAUAGAUACAGCUGCUUUAACUAUGGCAGCUUCAUCAAUGUAGAAAUGAAAUAUGUUAAAAGAAUGUAUAUAUUAAACAUUUAACAGUGCUUUGUAGCUCAUAUUUUAAUACUGUUUUCUUAUAUUUCCUAGGAAUAUCUGAAAUAUUAACCAAUUGUGAGAAUAUUUGUCACAUUGCAAGCAUCACAUACACUGAUGUUAUUUUUUUCAACAGGAACCAGACAAUUGUAAUGAGAUCACACAAAAUGUCUCAUAUUAUGUUCAAAGAGCAAUAUGCAAGCCUCAUUUUGUAUCAACAAAUGUCUAUUCUGCCUUGCCAGUUAGUCAUACUGAGGAAAUUUUAUAUCAGUAGAGUGACAAAGAAAUGUUUUGAAAGUUUUUUGUAAUUAUGUCAUCUACAGUUUGAAACUUCCAAGCAGAUAUAGAUGUAGAUAUGUGUGACAGGUCUGAUUCUCGAACCUAUGUGUUUAUUCAGUACAAAUUAUUCUCUCCACAAAAAAAAAAAAACACUCCACUGAAAAAUUUUUCUCCAUAAAAACACAUCUGCACACUAUCUGAGUACUGCUGUUUAGGUGUGACGUACUGUAAUUUUUUGUAUAUAUGGAAGGGCUGUCAACAAUUGUUUGACAGAAUGUAAGCAAAUGUAACAUUAAUAUUGAUGUUCGUGGUGCUAUUGACACUAUAAUUCCUGUAUUGUGCCAUUAAUAUAAAAUUGUUGCUAUUUUUAACACUAGGUGCAUUUUGUAAAAAGUCAGUAUUCUGUGAUACUGAGAGGAAGAGUUUUGUAAUGAUCAAAUGUUCCAGAGCAGCUUUUACAAAAACAAAAAAAAAAAAAGGAGCACUGUUAUUUUAUUGAACAUAAUCUGCAUUGAAAUUUGUUCAGUCCAUAAUCAUGCCUGUGGUAUUAAGUCGGUAUCUAAGGCAGAUAAUAUUUGUUUCAGAAUAGGUUGUAGUGAGUUUUAUACUUAUUCAUUGAGAGUAUGAGACAGUAAACAGUAAAUUUUAAAACUGUGUUUAUGGUAUUUCCCCAUUUAACAACUUGAAACACAUUAUAUCUGUCUAAAAAUAAUUCUUCCAGAAAGUAGAGAGUAAAAUGGGCAGUGCUAUUGAUUUGAUUUGAAUGGAUUUGAUAAAGCUGAUAUAUUGUGACUGGUUGAAUUGCUAAAUGCUAUAUCACAAUAGCAGUUGUUACUUUUUAAGAAUUUAUGCUCUGAAUUUAUGUUGUAAUAUAUUUGUGCAGAUUUUCAUUGAAAUAAAGACCAGUAAGUGGUUUCUAUA
Schistocerca serialis cubense is the source of this 8287-nucleotide messenger RNA. RefSeq lists its product as uncharacterized. The record is from RefSeq and is a predicted model, not a curated record. Gene Ontology annotation, molecular function: protein binding. The coding region runs from base 404 to 6370 and encodes 1988 amino acids. NCBI's taxonomy places the organism in Eukaryota, Metazoa, Arthropoda, Insecta, Orthoptera, Acrididae. The transcript has 16 exons.